UUGUUUGUGAUUCAUUUUCAUAUAAAUACACCACAAAUUUUGUAGAAAGGCAGACAAACAUUACAACUCCUUGGCAAGCAAGAUGUUCACACAACUGAGUUUACUCGCCUUGUUGGCUGCCGCGACAGCGACCCCGCCGCUGCAAAGACCGAUCUUGAACUCCCUAUUUCCAACCGGACAAAUCAUCGGUGGAACGAACGCAAAGAUCGAGGAUGUACCACACCAAGUGUCCCUUCAAAGUUCCGGCAUCGGCUUCUGCGGUGGUAGCAUCAUUUCGGACAAAUGGGUGAUAACAGCUGCUCACUGCAUGUCUUAUCCACCCGAAUGGAUCACCGUGAAAGCCGGAACGACGAUAAAAUCCAUUGGCGGAAGCUCACACAAGGUAGCUGAAGUAAUCGUCCAUGAGAACUAUACGACGAAUUGGUACGGAGUACCAAUGAACGACGUGGCCGUGCUACGAGUUUCGAGUCCCUUCGUGUUGGACAAAACGCGUAAUCCUAUCAAGAUCUUCAAACAAGACGAAGAAUCCGCCGUGGGAAUCACCGCGACAAUCACCGGAUGGGGUGCGACGAGAGAAGGCGGUAGCACUACCGAGAUCCUUAAAACUGUCGAUGUACCUAUCGUAUCGAAGAGCUCCUGUAACGAAGCCUACGAAUCAUACGGAGGAUUGCCCGAGGGACAAAUCUGCGCGGCGAUACCAGAAGGAGGAAAGGACGCUUGCCAAGGGGACUCUGGCGGCCCCAUGACUAUUGGUGGACGUUUGGCUGGCCUAGUGUCCUGGGGUUACGGCUGCGCCAGACCUGGCUACCCUGGUGUUCACACAGAGGUUGCUGCCUUCAGCGAUUGGGUCGUCUCCAAGACUGGAAUUAAAACGUAAAGUUUCCCGAAACUGGAUCUUCCUCUUUUAUCUCUAAUAAAAGUUACGCGUAAAUAACGCACUUGUAUGGCACGAUAAAUUCAAUAAAAUUUGAUUUCUCUCACGAG
Bombus impatiens (common eastern bumble bee) is the source of this 984-nucleotide messenger RNA. Its product is annotated as trypsin-1-like. The transcript is spliced from 2 exons. The record is from RefSeq and is a predicted model, not a curated record. The coding region runs from base 83 to 877 and encodes 264 amino acids. Gene Ontology annotation, biological process: proteolysis. Gene Ontology annotation, molecular function: serine-type endopeptidase activity. NCBI's taxonomy places the organism in Eukaryota, Metazoa, Arthropoda, Insecta, Hymenoptera, Apidae.